AUGCCUUUACAAGUUGAUACGUCCUACAUAACAGCUAAGCAGAUAGAGAUAUCCAUUAAAGAGUCCUCCAUUAUUAAAAGAUCCGUACCGCAACAGGAACCGGCCAUGUCCUGUUUUAAUGUCUUAGUCGUGCUUUCCGCUGUCAUUUUGGGCGCUUCAGCUGGACAUCUUCAGGACCAAGCUCAAUACACCUUUGAGUAUGGUGUCCAUGAUCCCCACACCAACGACAUCAAAUCGCAGCAUGAGCAACGGAUUGGCCACCACGUAACUGGAAGCUACACCCUCAAAGAGGCUGACGGUACUACUAGAAUAGUUAAAUACAAAUCAGGACCUCACACUGGCUUCGAGGCGGUGGUGGAAAGGAUUGGACAAGCUCAACAUCCUAGCCAGUAUGCUCGUGGACAUGGUCAUGCGCAAGGUUUCGGAGGAGCCACCAGCCAUGUUGGAGGCACCCAUUGGUCAAAUCAGGGACCUGAAGGACACAGACAUUAA
Messenger RNA from Anoplophora glabripennis (Asian longhorned beetle), 492 nucleotides. RefSeq names its product cuticle protein 18.6-like. The record is from RefSeq and is a predicted model, not a curated record. Gene Ontology annotation, cellular component: extracellular matrix. NCBI's taxonomy places the organism in Eukaryota, Metazoa, Arthropoda, Insecta, Coleoptera, Cerambycidae. Bases 1 to 492 code for a protein of 163 amino acids. The transcript is spliced from 3 exons.